Messenger RNA from Mytilus trossulus (common blue mussel), 875 nucleotides. RefSeq lists its product as uncharacterized. The record is from RefSeq and is a predicted model, not a curated record. The transcript has 3 exons. Bases 78 to 875 code for a protein of 265 amino acids. NCBI's taxonomy places the organism in Eukaryota, Metazoa, Mollusca, Bivalvia, Mytilida, Mytilidae.
AAGGUUUAUCUGUGAUACUUUAUGAUACUGGCAAUGACGAGGAUGUCAAUAUCAAUGAAGUCAUAGCAACAGUAGUAAUGGAGGAAACAGAAGCCAGGAUGAUGGCUCAAGGUGACUUUCAACCAGCAUCAAUAUCAACUGAAACCUCACCAGUCAAAGGGUUAUCAAAUAAAGCCAAAAAUUUAGAACAAGCUUUAGAUUCUUUAAAAAUUUCUCAAGAUAAAAAAGUUACUUCUAACAUUAUCGAAGAAGAGGAAGUAGAAGAAGAAAAUGGCGAUUCUGAAGGAUCAUGGGAAACUGAGGAAGAGGAAGAGGUUGUUCCUGUCAAAGGAGCAAUGAAAAAAAUGAAGGAUAAAAAUAGUAACAUGGUUAAAAUUAGCACCAAGAAAAAUGUGACUUCUUCUGACGAAUUAAGUGAUAAUAUCAAAUCACAAUCACAAUUCCAAUCCCCUGAUUCAGAGGGUAAAAACUUGUAUACCUGGAAGAAAUCUAGUCAAGGGGGUGGGGCUCCAGAAGUGGAAUUUGACGAUGAAACAUCUUUGUGGGAUCAUGAGGAAUAUUGGAAACGCCCACUUCCUCAGCCCCUGGAUAUUCCAGAGAGGGGAGAUUAUAUCGAUUGUCAUGUAUCUAAAGUAUUUGAUCCUACAAAUUUUGUGUGCAUUCCAUAUGGAUCCAUGGCUGAUUUGGACCAGUUGUUGAAAGAUUGUAUAGAAUAUUUUAAUCUACACUGUGAAAAUAAGAUAUUAAAACAAGAUGAAAUCAAAGUCGGCCAUUUAUAUGCAGGUCAUCAAGAAGGGGCCUGGUACAGGGUGCUGAUAAAUAAGAGAGUAGGUCCUGGAUUGGUAAGUUUAAAUCAGGGGCCUGGUACAGGGUGA